AUGACGCCGACUACAUUCGACGCUCCUGACUCAAAUCCUGCCUUGUACCUACCCCACCAUCCGGUAUUCAAGGACAGCAGCACGACGCGACUCAGAGUUGUCUUCAACGCGUCAAUGAUAGUCACAGCUAAAAUCCUCAUGCAAGAACUGUGGAUUGCAUCUCUCGACUGGGAUGAUGAACUACAAUCAGAUGUCUCAGAGAAAUGGAAUGACUACUGCAGACGACUCCCAGAAUUGGAAGCCAUCUCGAUUUCUCGAUGGAACCAUCUGACAUCAAGAGAAACUGAAUGCGAACUACACGGUUUCGCCGAUGCUUCAACGCGAGCAUACGCAGCCGUAGUGUACCUUCGCACAGUCACCUCAGAAGGCGAGUUCAAGUGCACAACAUACGCGUGGACCGACUCGAGCGUCGUCCUCGCAUGGCUCAAGCAACAUUUAUCCGAAUGGCCGACAUUCGUAGCCAACAGGGUUGCUACAGUACAUCGGCUUCAAGACGUAUCGUGGAGACAUGUACCAUCGGCGCAGAACCCGGCAGACUGCGCAUCACGUGGUUUAACCGCCACGGAGCUGUGUACCCAUCCAUUGUGGUGGCAAGGCCCAUCGUGGCUAAAGUCCUCAGAAGCAAAAUGGCCACGCACUCCUCCAACGCCGCCUAAAUCCAAGCUCGUUGAAGCGUCGCAGGUAUCAGUCAAAACGCACGUUGCUGUCGACACAAUCCUUCAUUGGGAACUCUACACGGAGAUUUCAACAUGGAACAGACUAGUACGCGUAACUGCAUACUGCAUGCGAUUCGUCGGACGUUGUCAACGACGUAACAACGCCACCGAACUACGUCUCUCAGGCGACGAAAUCCGCAACGCGCAAGUAUUCUGGAUUAACAAUAUUCAGCAUCAACACUUCAACAACGAGAUCCAAGCGAUCCGCAAAGGAAAACUUCUUCCUCGCAAUUCACCCUUGCGGAAUCUCACGCCAUUCGUGGAUGGAAAGGGUACCCUACGCGUGGGUGGACGCCUUGAACAAGCCAACUUGCCGUUCGAGGAAAAACAUCCUGCCAUUUUACCGAAGCAUCGAGUAAGCACUCUUAUCGUGGAAGACGCGCACUUGCGGUGCCUUCACGGUGGUCAUCGACCGCUUGUAAGAAACAUUAUCAACAAAUGUGUCCCAUGUGUGCGAGAACGCGCCAAGGUACCAAGUCAACUCAUGGGUAACUUACCAGCUGCGCGAAGCACGCAGUAUCGUGCAUUCCUGCACACUGGACUCGACUAUGCCGGACCAUUUCUUGUAAAGACCAGUAAAGGCCGUGGACAUAAGUCACACAAAGCGUACCUCGCUCUCUUCGUGUGUACAUCCACCCGUGCCAUCCAUCUCGAACUCGUAUCGCAUUACUCAUCAGACGCGUUCCUCGCAGCAUACCGUCGCUUUAUAGCUCGUCGCGGGUUACCAUCUGAUGUAUACAGCGACAACGGGACCACCUUCCAAGGCGCCGAAAAGGAACUGCAAGCUGCAUUUAAAAACGCAGUGAACGAUCCAAACCUCGGAAACCUCAUCGCAACCGACAGUACCAAUUGGCACUUCAUUCCUCCCGGUGCUCCGCACAUUAUGGGAAGCUGGCGUGAAAUGCGCAAAACAUCAUCUGAAACGAGUUUUUGGUGCCCACACGCUCACGUACGAGAAAUUCAACACCCUCAUUACUCAGGUGGAGGCGUGAUUGAACUCGCGGCCAAUUGGGCCGAACCUAACGGACCCAUGCGAGUUCGCAGCACACACACCAGGACAUUUCCUCGUAGGAGCUCCAUUAAUCAGCGUACCAGAACCGUCGUCCCUUCACCUAAACGAAAAUCGUCUCUUGAGGUGGAGAUUGGUACAGCAAAUGCUCGAAAGCUUCUGGAAACGUUGGUCCACAGAGUACUUCCACUCGCUACAGGUCCGAACAAAAUGGAAAAAACACAACAGAACAUUGCCGUCGGAAACAUAGUCCUCAUCAGGAAUAAUCUAGCGCCUCCAAAUAAGUGGAUGCUCGGGAGAAUCGUCGAAACUCAUCCAGGGCAAGACUCACGUGUACGCGUCGUCACUGUCCGCACCGCAAAAACGCAACUGAAGAGACCGAUUACACAAAUCUGCCUGCUCCCCGUCGAUGCGGCUGAUUCUGACGUGACGCCUACUUCUCCUCCCGACACUCCCAUAUCUUCGGACUCGCCUGAUUUCCAAGACUGUGAACCCGUCGAGACGUCAUCGACCACCACUGUCGCUCCCAGCUACGACUACAUGUACCAAUCCACACCGAUUACGGCGGGCGGCGUUACACGCCUACCUUUGCACCUAGAACAACGAAUACUCGACCUGCCAGUCGAGGCGGGCGGAAUGUUCACGCCACAGAGCGUUAUUAUCAUUAUUGUGCACGGGGUACCGCCGAGCGACACUACGAACACCUCUUCAGAGUUAAUGGACUCUUUGGAAUUAAAAAAACGAGAACCACCGCCUUACAUCCUCAAUCUGACGGACAAGUUGAGCGUCAGCACCAAAUUCUAA
Messenger RNA from Temnothorax curvispinosus, 2529 nucleotides. RefSeq lists its product as uncharacterized. The record is from RefSeq and is a predicted model, not a curated record. Gene Ontology annotation, molecular function: nucleic acid binding. Lineage: Eukaryota; Metazoa; Arthropoda; Insecta; Hymenoptera; Formicidae. The transcript is spliced from 5 exons. The coding region runs from base 1 to 2529 and encodes 842 amino acids.